AAUAAGUUUUGUUUUGAUCUUAAAGACACAAUGAUUGAUAGAUCGAUAAUCAUUUUGAACAUUGUUUCUGAGGGAUCAAAAACUUCUGUGUGGGUGGUUAAAAGCUAAGUGAAGUUUUUCCUCGGCGUAGGUGGAAAUUGUCAGACAUAUCAACUUGAUGCCUCAUUAGAUAGCAGAUGUGACAUCACAUCACGAAUGGGCCGGUCUCUAGAAAAACACAAGAAGAACCCGAGGGGCUUUACACUCAACCAGGUGCUUUACAGAUGAACUGGAACAAAGAAGAGCGAAUGACGAGUUGACAAGGAGAACACUGAAAGAGGAAAGAGCAGUUAUGAAUGACUCUAUGUAUGACGACUCUUUUCUGGAGAUUUUUGACAAAUACGACGACGAGCCUUGUGACCUGAGAGGGAGCCUUGAGAAUGAGGUGGUCAUCCAAACCUACAUCUACUCUCUGAUCUGUGUACUCGGCCUGAUGGGAAACCUUUUGGUACUCAUCACGUAUGCCUUGUACAAGAAGGCAAAAACCAUGACAGACAUCUACCUGGUGAACGUGGCGCUGGCCGAUCUUCUCUUCGUCGUCGCCCUACCGUUGAUCAUCUACAACGAAAGGCACAACUGGGAUAUGGGCACGUGGGCCUGCAAGCUGCUGAACGGAGCGUACAGUAUCAACUUAUACAGCAGCACGCUUCUGUUGGCAUGCAUCAGCGGCGAUCGCUACAUAGCCAUUGUCCAAGCCAGACGCUCCAUUCAGAUCCGACGGCGAGUUCAGGUGUACAGUCGUCUCAUCUGCACAGCAAUAUGGCUGCUGGCUUUGGUCUUGUCUUUGCCCACAUUCAUAUAUUACGAACAGGUUGACGACAUGGACGUCAACGAAUGCAUGUCUGUGUAUUAUGGAAACUAUAAUGCUAAAGUGAUGAAGAUUCUGAUUCCCAGCACACAGAUGCUCGUGGGGUUCUUGGUGCCCCUGAUGGUCAUGAUGUUCUGUUAUUCUUGCAUCAUGGUGACUCUUCUGAAAGCCAAGAACUUCCAGAAGCACAAGGCGGUGCGCGUUGUGCUCACCGUGGUCUUUGUGUUCGUAUUUUGCCAUCUGCCGUACAAUGUGGUACUUCUUGUCCACACCACUAAACUGUUCCAACCUAGGGAUUGUAAGGAAGAGCAAGACACGUUGAUGACGUUGUCCAUCAGCAGGAGCGUGGCCUACCUUCACUGCUGCUUGAAUCCCAUCCUCUACGCUUUCAUCGGAGUUCAAUUCAGGGGGCAUUUUUGUCAGAUCCUGAAGGACGUAAGGUGUCUGGGACAAAGGUACUUCUACUCCAGGCGCUCCUCGCAGCAGACCUCCGACCUGUACAUGUCAGCUAAAACCGUCGUUGGGUGCAAUAAUGAAAACCCAUCGUCAUUUACAAUGUGAUAUACAGUUUUCAAUAGAUUUUCCCCUUAGAUUGCAAUUUGAGGUUUGUUUGAUCCUCAGUUUAUUUUUCGUUAAUAAGAAAAGGAAAGAGAAGAGCUUUCUCUAUAGCUUAUAUUGUAUAUAGCUGUAUAUUAGUAUAUAUACAGUAUAUAUACACACACAUAUUUUUUGCUGUGUUUGUCCGCAGUAUUUGUUGAUGUUCCUUUUUAUUCAGAGACUUUAACUCGUGCAUGACCUUGAAAGCAAAUGCUUAUCAACACGAUCAAGUUUCUAUUGUCUAGAAACCCAACUAGCAAAAUAUGUUUUGCUAACAUUUCCAUUUAUGAAAACAUUUUCACGAAUAUUUUUCAAUGUUCCAGAAACAAUGUAAGAAUAACAUUUUUGUAAUGUUUUCAGAAUGUUUAGCAAGACAUGUAACGUAACAGACAUGUUACUCUGUCACUGCGAAAAGUUUUUUUGUCAUAACUUUCUGAGAACGAUAGCCAAAGUUCUGAAAAUAUUCCCUGUUUGCUGGGAAUGUGUGAAGGGAACGGCUUUAGCUUGUACUGUAAAUGCAUUUUUCAUUGUUUAACAACAGUAUUCAAUACAAGAUAAAUCAAGUGUUUUGUCAUUAUUAUGGGUUUGUCAGUGAUGUUGAUCUGUGGUCUGUUAAAUGUCACUUGACAGUAAAAUGUUGAACCAAGUUUCAGCUAAAAUGCAUGUCAAUAUGUUGACCAUGUAUUGUGUACCACGAAUA
Triplophysa rosa is the source of this 2144-nucleotide messenger RNA. RefSeq names its product C-C chemokine receptor type 6-like. Gene Ontology annotation, cellular component: membrane. Lineage: Eukaryota; Metazoa; Chordata; Actinopteri; Cypriniformes; Nemacheilidae. The transcript is spliced from 2 exons. The record is from RefSeq and is a predicted model, not a curated record. Gene Ontology annotation, biological process: immune response; G protein-coupled receptor signaling pathway. Gene Ontology annotation, molecular function: G protein-coupled receptor activity. The coding region runs from base 332 to 1408 and encodes 358 amino acids.